Aureobasidium musti is the source of this 363-nucleotide messenger RNA. NCBI's taxonomy places the organism in Eukaryota, Fungi, Ascomycota, Dothideomycetes, Dothideales, Saccotheciaceae. The record is from the annotation of a GenBank genome assembly.
AUGGAGGACACCGAAGCGCUUCCGUCAGUUAUGGAUGGUCGCGAGUACCAAGCUGGUCACCACGCUGCAACCCUGCGUCGUAUGUUAUGGCGUGAACACCUGGGCUUGUUGCCUGCACAGCCCCUGGAUGCAAACGAGGACCCCAACGCUCAACCUCCAGAUGUCUGCCCCAACAACUGGAACGAAGGAGAUGAGUGGGACAAGCUUGUCACAGAUCCCUUGUCUGACGAUGUCUGGAAUAUGUGGACUCAACAAGCGACCACUAACACCGAAGUCUUCCGUCAUCUGUUCCAUGCGGAUCCUGAUGACAACAUCCGUACAUUCGAAGACUACCAAAACUUCCUCCCGAGGAACGACAUGUAA